UCUAGUCUUCAUCCCACGUUGCUCCACUGACCCUUUUCUCUCCUGGAAUCCUUCUAUAUAACGCCCAAGUCUCGCACCGCGCUCUAAAAAACAAGCGCCUUCCAUAGCUUAAAACCCAUGGCCCUCCAAGCUCUUCUGGAUUCCACCACAGAGGCCUUGCCAUGGGCGAUGGGGGACCGCUCCAAGCGCCGCCGCUCCUCUGCUCUCCGGACCGAGGAAGAAUAUCUCGCUCUUUGUCUCCUCAUGUUUGCGCGAGGCAACGACCGCCAGCAGCAACCGUUGCCUCUUCCUCCGCCGCCGAAGCCUUCUUACAAGUGCUCUGUCUGCAGCAAGGCGUUCCCUUCGUACCAGGCGCUCGGUGGGCACAAGUCCAGCCACCGGCGGCCUACCGGGCUCGAAGACGUGCGUCUCUUCUCCUCGUUCACCGGCAACGGGCCGGUGUCAUCGGGUGGGUCUGGCGGCGCCUCGGAGGGUGGCAGGGCUCACCGGUGCUCUGUUUGCUUUAGGAGUUUCGCGACGGGGCAGGCGCUGGGUGGGCACAAGCGGUGCCACUACUGGGAGGGUUGUUCGAGCUCGGGUGUCGCUGUGAGAGAUUUUGAUCUGAACCUGCCGCCGUCGCCGGAGUUUGGGGUGGAGCGGUGGGGAGUGGGUGAGGAGGAGGAGGAGGUGCAGAGCCCUCUGACCGCCAAGAAGCCAAGGCUUUUGAUUCCAGCCUAAAAUUUCUUUCUUUGUUUUUUCCAUCGUGGAAAGCAUUGCUUUUGGGGAUUGUGUUGUUGUUCUUAGCAUCGUAGGGAGGAAUAUUUGUUCUUUUUUUUGGGGAAAGUAAGCUGAUGUUUUGCUUUGUUUGGAGUAUUUAUUGUUCUUAGCAUCAUGGGAAGGAAGAUUUGUUCAUUUUUUGGGGGGGAAACGAAACCACCAAAGUAGUUUUGCUUUACCUCCAUCUCGUUUGGAUGUUGAUUUUUAUGAUGUUAGGGUUUCACAUCAUCCUUGUUCAAUAAAUAUUUUAUAUUUUAAGUAUAUAGGAUAAAGGAUCUUGUUCGAAAGGUAUUAUCAGAUUCACUUGGGAAAAUCAUGAAGUUCCGUUUUUUCCUUAAUUCAUGAUUUUACUAAACUUUGAUAGGUUUUGUUCAU
Molecule: messenger RNA, 1131 nt
Organism: Phoenix dactylifera (date palm)
Lineage: Eukaryota; Viridiplantae; Streptophyta; Magnoliopsida; Arecales; Arecaceae
Source: RefSeq, a predicted model, not a curated record